Sinocyclocheilus rhinocerous is the source of this 987-nucleotide messenger RNA. RefSeq lists its product as uncharacterized. The record is from RefSeq and is a predicted model, not a curated record. NCBI's taxonomy places the organism in Eukaryota, Metazoa, Chordata, Actinopteri, Cypriniformes, Cyprinidae. Bases 385 to 855 code for a protein of 156 amino acids. The transcript has 2 exons.
GUUGCAUUGAACGCCUCUUAUAUUUCUGCAGAAAACGAACUAAUUAAUCGUACUUUCGUAAAAGUAAUGGAGUAGUAAUGUAAAUAUUUGUCAAAUGAGUAUGAAAGCCGCUCCGGUAAGUUGUAUAACUUUCACUGACAACCGAACCGUUCUCUCGAGUGCGGGACUUGUACAGUGAUUCGGCAUCACAGAAAGUUUCGGCAUUAUUUCCCCGCUGAUUAAAGGUUGCACAGCUGCAGUUUGGUUGGGUUUGAUGUUCUUUAUUAAUGAUUUACGUUACUUAAUUAAUUUUUUUUAUCGUGACGAAAUGAUGUGACGCGCCAACAGUUGCUCUUUAAACCUCUUUUUGAUACUAGACCACCUGACUUUAGGGUUUACUCCGCAAUGACAGAGAUUCUACGCAGAAUCCACGGUGGCUUCCUAAAAGUGGCCCUGUUCCCCAGCACCUUUGGGAGUAAAGCGCCUCGUCCUGCAGCCUCUGAAGUACUAACAUGUCACCUCACUCAGCGCGCGCUCCCGCCCUGGACUUCAUUCUGCGUGCGCUACAGGGAUGUCAUCAAUGACCAGUUCGGUCUGUCCAACUUCAACUGGCAGGUGCAGGGAGCAAACUACCACAUCCUCAGGACCGGUGCUUUCCCUUUUAUUAAAUACCACUGCACCAAAGCACCUCCACAGAACCUGGAGUUUGAAAAUAAGUUUUUUGGUGCAUUGAAAUUCAUCAACCUAGGUAUACCAUGCUUGGCAUAUGGCUUGGGUUCAUGGAUGGUAGUUGGAGUGACAGAGACGGUUCAGACCUCUUCAGGACCUGUUACCGUUUACUUUGCAUACAAGGAGGUGGAGGGUGCUCAGUUCUAAUAUCGGAGACAAUGAGUAUUUCAAAAGGAGGACUUGAGUUUCACAGGCAAAUAUUUGUCACAGAAUCUCUGAAAACUUAUGCGCAUUGCAGGCCCGGCACCAGGACACACGACCUGGGGGGGCUUUUAUAUU